AUGAAACAGUAUAUAAGGUCAGCAGAUGAGGAGGUUCAAUGGUCUAGAUUUGAACAAUCUUUGAAUGGCCAGAGACUGGUUUCUGGAUCCUCUACAACGUCGACUGUGUCAACUGCCACUUAUUUGUCGGACCUCGACUCAUCACCAGAUUCUGAUCCAUCGGCUUUUUCUUCAACUCCGACUUCACCAUCAUCGCCAUCUCCAAAUAGAGAUAAGGGUCAGAGUUCUUCACAGAAUUCUCAAGAGUUUCUACGGCUAUCGGUACACAAUGCUCGUCGGAAUACUUCGCUUGAAGUAGUGACUGGACAAGUCGAUGAACCUGGGUCUGGAUCCGGAAGUUCGUCAACAAGCAGCACUAGUUCUGGUUCUCCGUCUUCUCGCAUCCGACGGAGGUUGUCUCUUCGAGUCCCAUUUCUAGGGUUCAAUAGAGAUGCAAAAUCAGCUUCGCAGUCUGAAGUUCCUAAACAGAAUCACACCCAACUCAACUCAAAUAAUGGUAGCCCUACUAGCCCUACUAGGAUACAAGUUCCAAAACGAUUACUGGAGCCAUCCUUGCUACCACUCGAUGAAUCGCCAAUUUCAUCCAGGCUGACGUCACUCAGUCUCGUAGAUGUCGAGCUCGAUGAAACCAGAACCACUGGUUCUCCUUACAAGCGCAUCAACCUGAGUGAAUAUAGUCUGAGCUCAUCUAGCAUAUCAAGUCAAGCCUCAAUCCCGUCAUGUCAUAGAGCCCUUUUAAUUCCCGAGAUAUUAGAGAUUAUCAUUCGCUAUGUGGAUGAGAGCAAUGUGAUACCUCAUGAGAUUGCACAACGUAGACGGAAGCCAUUGUCACUCAAACAUGCAAUGCUUAUAUAUGGUAAUGCCGAAAGCGCCAGAGCUGCUUGGAGCAAGGUCCAGAGAGAAGAGACAACUAAACAGGUUCGGCUGGGCCAGCUUGACGAGUCUUUUUUCAACGGUCUAUAUAGUUGUCUCUUAGUCUCGAGAUUGUGGCAUGCAAUUUCAAUGGAAAUCCUUCAUGAAAAGCUACAUUUCAAGAACGAGACCUCUUGGCAAAAGUUUGUAACAUCGAAUGGUAUAGCCAAUGAGAACAAGUUCAGUUCGAGGCUUCCAUCAGUCCUAGUUUUGCAUAAAAUAGCAGAAGCCAAGCAGAUCGAAGUAGAUUUGAUUGGAAAGAAAGUUGGUGGUAAACUGAAAUGGCUGGAAUUUUAUACCUGUCCACUUAUAGUUCCAACCAGAGAGCUAUUAGAGGGAAACUCAUUAACCAAGAUAGUUUUACCUGGCUGCUCAAGAGUUAAUGACGGAGUUGUGGCUUUGAUUGCCAAGAUGUGUCCUCAGGUCGAACAUUUAGACCUCCGCGCGUGUGACUACGUUUCUGAUCGAGGACUCAAAGUUCUAGCUAAAAGAUGCCCAGGAAUCAAACUUCUAAACGUGGGUCGAACUCAACGUGGAGAGCUGAUUACAUAUAGAGGUAUUAAGCAUAUUGCUAGACGGACCUGUGUCGAUACCUUGGGGCUAGCAGGCUGCCAUAUCAACGAUCGUGCCAUUUGGGAAUUGGCGAUACACCGUGGACCUGCCAUUCAAAGACUCUCACUCAACAACUGUCAAUUCUUGACCAAUAAUUCAAUCCCUCGUAUCUUGGGCUACACUCGAAACUUAUGUGUACUGGAACUGAGAGGAUGCUUUCAGAUUAGUGAUAUGAGACCGAUUAUCCAAUUCAAGAGAUAUCGCGAAAUGCGCGGUCAUCCAGCACUGAUUGAAGGGUGUGAACUAUUUGAGCUUCGCAUGAGAGAGGCCCAAUGGCAAAUGGAAGUUGAAACUUCACGUCAAGUAAUCCGCGAUUGUCUGGAAUGGCUCUAUUCGGAGGAUAGUGAUGUUAAUUACGAAAAGUUACGAGAUUAG
Molecule: messenger RNA, 1899 nt
Organism: Sugiyamaella lignohabitans
Lineage: Eukaryota; Fungi; Ascomycota; Dipodascomycetes; Dipodascales; Trichomonascaceae
Gene: AMN1
Product: Amn1p
Exons: 1
Coding region: 1-1899 (632 amino acids)
Biological process (GO): SCF-dependent proteasomal ubiquitin-dependent protein catabolic process
Cellular component (GO): SCF ubiquitin ligase complex
Source: RefSeq, a predicted model, not a curated record